Molecule: messenger RNA, 855 nt
Organism: Pseudocercospora fijiensis CIRAD86
Lineage: Eukaryota; Fungi; Ascomycota; Dothideomycetes; Mycosphaerellales; Mycosphaerellaceae
Exons: 1
Coding region: 1-855 (284 amino acids)
Source: RefSeq, a predicted model, not a curated record
AUGGCGGCAUUGCAGGAUCUCGCUUUCCGCGAGUAUGGCGAAGGAUUCCCAAUUCUCGUCAUCCAUGGAUGGACCAUUUCCGGCGCAGUCGAAGCGCACGACCUCGAACCAAUUUUCAGCAAGCACACCAGUCAAUACCGAAGAAUAUACAUCGACCUUCCAGGCAUGGGCCAGACACCGCUCGGUCAAGCCAAAGAUCUCGAUUCCAUGCUGGCGAGCGUUGAGACAUUCAUUGAGAAUCACAUUCUACCCUCAGAAUUUCUCCUCGCCGGAUCUUCGUGCGGCGCGUAUUUCGCUCGUGCCUUGGCGUGUAAGUACGAAACGCACGUUGAUGGCUUGCUUCUUCGAGUUCCACUCGUAGAGCCUGUCAAUGAGAAGCGGGAUCUCGACCCGUUCGUUCCUGCUAUCGCGAAUGAAAAACUUCUUGCCUCGCUGCCGACUGCUGAACGGCAACAGCUUGGAGAUACAGCUGUUCAGACGCCUGAAUAUAUUGGACAGUUUCGAAAGAGACUUACGGAGAUUGUUCUUCCUGCUGUUGAGGCUUCUGAUGCUACGGCUUUGGACGUCAUUCGGCAUGAUCCGAACAAAUAUGGGUUGAAUGCACGAUUGCAUGACGACAAAGCAUCUUUUAAGAAGCCGACUUUGAUUGUCACAGGCAGACAAGAUGGUGUGACCGGGUACCGUGAUGCUUGGACCCUUCUCCAGUCUUACACCAGGGCGUCUUUCGCGCUCCUCGACCGCGCGGAUCAUGGACUGCCCGUUGAUGAAUACGAUAGGCAGGUCUUGCAGGCCUUGGUUCUGGACUGGCUGAGAAGAGUUGAAGAGCCGAGGAGAAUUGCGGCUUCUGCUGGGUGA